Molecule: messenger RNA, 970 nt
Organism: Medicago truncatula (barrel medic)
Lineage: Eukaryota; Viridiplantae; Streptophyta; Magnoliopsida; Fabales; Fabaceae
Product: SAGA-associated factor 11
Exons: 4
Coding region: 183-725 (180 amino acids)
Cellular component (GO): DUBm complex; SAGA-type complex
Source: RefSeq, a predicted model, not a curated record
CUAUUGAGAUUCGAAAGAGAAAAAAAAAAACAGAGACGUGUUCUAAUCCGGAACCCAGUUCAGUCUCUUCAUCAGAAUCAAGCUGGAAAUUCGCACUGACUGACUCAACUCGCCGGGAAACGCCGCCGGCGUUGGUAAUCUCCACCGCGAUUCAUAGGAUCCAAAAGCCUUGGUUAAAAGUCAUGUCGGUUCCUGAUGAAGAAAACUUGCCGUCACAGUCACAGCUUUCAUCUCACUUUUUCUCGGAUCUCCUUGAUUCCAUUAUAGUUGACGUGGCAUCAGAGUGUCACAGAGUAGCCAAGCUAGGGCUUGACGCUAAUUUGGAUGAAGAAGAUGAAGAGUUGAAGUUAUCAGCACAAGCCAGGGUUAGAGUGGCUGAUCCUAGUAAUAGUAAUGAAACAAAUGGCAAGUAUGUGGUGGACAUAUUCGGACAAAAUCAUCCUGCCGUAGCAACUGAAAUAUUUGAGUGCAUGAAUUGCGGCCGAACUAUCGCGGCAGGGAAGUUUGCUCCUCAUUUGGAGAAGUGCAUGGGGAAGGGUAGGAAGGCUCGUUUGAAGGUAACAAGAAGCAGCUCAGGCGCACAAAACCAGAACCGGUAUUCACGAGGAAAUUCUGUUUCUACAUAUUCAAAUCACACUAACAACAAUAGUAGCGCGACCCGGUUGGCAAAUGGAAACCAUAGUUUUGCAAGUGGGGAGCACUCAAACGGGACAUCCCCGCCAUGAACUAGUGUUUCGAGUUUAUCAGAUGUAAAACAUGAUCUUUGAGCUUAUUAAAAAAAAUAAAAAUCAGAUGUAAAACAUGAAGCUUGUUUUAAUGGGAGAGCUUCAUGAUGUAUUAAAAUAUAGUAUUUAUCUUAUCUUAUAUUUUGGACGCAAAUUCUACCUUUUGUUUGCUCUAUUUAUACAUCAACGAUGUUUUAUACUUUGGAGUUUUACAUAAUAACAUUUCAUUGUAAUUUUCUUGAUCA